AUGGUGUUUGAUCCCAGCAAAGACACUGUUCACAAACCACUAGGGUCGGCACCGCCAAGGGGCUUGCUCGGCGUCGGUGUCAUGAUCGAGCCGCCGUUCAAGUGCACAUAUGGGUACAACAUCUUCAUCAUGGACAGUGUCUAUAUUGGGGAGGACUGCACGAUUGACGACGCCGGUGGAGUGGAGAUUGGGGCUAGAACGCACAUUGGGCCCGGUGUGACCAUUUUCACCAGUGGAGCGAGCCGGGAUAUGCAUGAGCGCAAAGGCGUCGAUGCCGCCAUGGUGGCAAAGCGGGUGACGAUUGGCGCCAAUGUGACCAUCGGUCGUGGAGCAGUCAUCUAUCCGGGAGUGAAUAUCGAGGUCGAUUGUACGGUGGAACCCUUUGCCAUUGUUCGGUAG
This is a messenger RNA of Exophiala viscosa, 399 nucleotides long. RefSeq names its product trimeric LpxA-like protein. Lineage: Eukaryota; Fungi; Ascomycota; Eurotiomycetes; Chaetothyriales; Herpotrichiellaceae. Bases 1 to 399 code for a protein of 132 amino acids. The record is from RefSeq and is a predicted model, not a curated record. The transcript has a single exon.